GCGAUACGCGUGAUAUAACCUGGUACAAUUAGUGGCAAACGCGUGCGUUCACAUGUGUUCUUGUUUACGAUAUGUUUGUUGUAGCUUAUUACCUUUUAUUAACAAAGUAGCAAGUAACAAUUUAUUGCGAAGCGUUUAAUUAGUUAAAUAUUAACGCUUGUCGCUUCCUAAUCGUUGUGUUCCUUGGUGCAAACAAUGAAAGUAUUAGAAACUUCCGCGAAAAACGAAGGCUUGUUGAAGCAAGCACGAGUUAAAUUCAAAACCAAUGAAAUAGAGAGCGUUAAAACCUUCGCAAGAGACGAUAGUGAUUAUGAGGAGGAGGAAAAUGAAUCUGACGGCUCAGGGAUGGAGGGAGACGCAAGUGAGCCGAUGCAAGUGCACGAUGCUGAGUCCACUUCGAAUGCAGGAUGGGCGGAUGUUAUGCAAAAGAUUCUAAAAGCAAAUAGGCCGAAAGGAAAGAAGACAGUGGUACUGGCCAAAGCAAAGAAAUUGUGUGACGUAAAAGUGAAAGAGGAGGAAGAAGACGUGCCCUUCGAAGUCGUUGGCAAGGAAGAGAAAACCGAUCCAAAAGAAGCUGGUGUUAAAACAGUAGAUCAGACUGUACCAGCUAAGCUGAGGAUAAGGGAGAAAAGUCUUGGCGUCAGGGUCAAACCGUCCAUUACAGAUCGGGAACGUGAGAGAAUGCUGCAAAAGAUAGCCACGAAAGGCGUUGUGCAAUUGUUCAACGCAGUGAAACAGCAACAAACAGACAUCAGGAAGAAAAUGGUGCGAGCAGGACCGUUGGAAAGGAAACGCGAGCAGGUGCUCAAGAACAUCGAUAAAAAUGCCUUCCUCGAUAUUCUCAUGGGUGGCAGUAAAAGCGUACCAGUCGAUAAUCCGGUUAAAUCUGACAAGACUGUGGAAGAAAGUACGGUACAAAGUAACAAAAACAAAAACGAUAAGAUUUGGAGUGUCCUUCGAGAUGACUUCGUCAUGGGGGCCAAGUUGAAGGACUGGGAUAAGAGGGAUGCCGAAGAAGAGGAUUCUUCUGCUCCCGAGGAGAUGGACAGUGAUUGAAAACCCAGAAAAUCAGGUUAUAAAAGGUUUGAAUUUGUGAACGCCUUAUCGGGAACUAGGAAUUGCCAUAAAUUGCUGUAAAAAGCCAACAAUAAUAACUGUUAAAGGAAAAUUGGCAAGGAACAUUACAGAAUCCAGAUUUGAUUUUGCACGUUUGAAAGUUUCAUCUUUAGAAGGUAGAGUGUCAAUGAAUUGCUGAUUUAUUGAAAGAUUAAAAAACUUUCAAAUGUACAGUUAGUAUAAUUCAUUAUCUUGAAGCGUAAGUAAUGCAAUUACUUAGUUAAUUAGAUAUCGAUAUCGACUAUAUUCAUAGUUUUUUUUGGAAUAAAUAUGCAGAUAUUCUGAAUUAAAGAUCCUAUAAAUUAUUCAAUUUGUCAAUUUGUGCAUUUAUAGCUUUAGCCUCUCGUUUCUUAUUCUCCAAUCGGUGUGUAUAUAUACCUAUUAUAAUUAGUAUAACAAUACAUAUGUACAGUAUAAAUUCUAAAUAGAUUUCUCGUUACGAGACUAUUUAUUAAUAUCGUUUAUAUCU
Molecule: messenger RNA, 1585 nt
Organism: Ooceraea biroi (clonal raider ant)
Lineage: Eukaryota; Metazoa; Arthropoda; Insecta; Hymenoptera; Formicidae
Product: RRP15-like protein
Biological process (GO): maturation of 5.8S rRNA; maturation of LSU-rRNA
Cellular component (GO): preribosome, large subunit precursor
Source: RefSeq, a predicted model, not a curated record